AUGAAGCUGAUGAUGAGUGAUUAUAAAGUCGAGCUUAUAAAUGACAGUAUGAUCGAGUUCAACGUCUACUUUCACGGACCUAAAGAGAGUCCAUAUGAGGGAGGCGUCUGGAAAGUCCACGUUGAACUCCCUGAUGCGUAUCCCUACAAGUCUCCAUCGAUUGGAUUCAUUAAUCGGAUUUUCCACCCUAACGUCGACGAAUCGUCUGGCUCGGUAUGCCUAGACGUCAUCAAUCAAACAUGGAGUCCAAUGUUCGAUUUGAUCAACGUGUUUGAGGUCUUCCUUCCACAGCUCCUGCUUUACCCGAAUCCAACUGAUCCUCUGAAUGGCGAAGCCGCAGCUAUGCUCAUGCGAGACCCAGAGCAAUACAGGCAGAAAGUGAAAGAAUACUGCUUACGUUACGGCAAGGCGGAGGAUUUAGCCAGAAGGCACAAGGCGGAUUCUGACGAUGACGAUAGCGAAGAUUUGAGCGACUAUGAUGACAACGAUGCUUCCAGCGAUGAAGAGAUGGCUGGGCCGACGGAUUUAUAA
Messenger RNA from Closterium sp. NIES-65, 531 nucleotides. NCBI's taxonomy places the organism in Eukaryota, Viridiplantae, Streptophyta, Zygnematophyceae, Desmidiales, Closteriaceae. The record is from the annotation of a GenBank genome assembly.